ACAUACUCAUUCCCAGGCUAAACAAAACGGAAACGGUGCAGGCCGGAAUCACGCAUUUGCUGGUUGGAACUCGUAGCGGUCGCACCAAUAACACAACUAAAACUUUUCCUCUGAUAACGCGCCAGGCGCUUCUUCAAGUGUUUUGUGACCUAUAAAAAGAACGAUAAGAAUAUAUUGGACUUAAAUUCGCCUUAAAUUACUUAAAUGGCUCCACAGUGAAACAAAACUUCCCCAACUGAUAAGCGGCAUGUUAGACAAUCAGUUGUGUUAAUGGAUGUUUUGACAUUCUGAUAAGGUAAACAUGUCUGCCAAUGGAAAUGGAGCUGGUGACAUUCUGGGUCCCGGGAUCGAGAUCGUUGCCCAACAGAAGCUGAAUCCACAGGCCAAAAUUUAUGACCGCCUGCAAAAAGUGCGAGCCUUUUUCAAGGAACAGUUUGGUGCAGAGCCUGAUUUCUUUGUUCGCGUGCCAGGACGGGUAAACAUUAUAGGCGAGCAUGUGGACUAUUGCGGCUACUCCGUGCUCCCCAUGGCCGUCACGCAAAGCAUUGUGCUGGCAGUGGGCAGUAAUCCCACAAAGCAUCAAUUGCAGCUGCGCAAUCUGGACCAGGCCCAUUUCCAGAACUUUGAGUGUGACUUGAAAAACCUCAGCGUUGAGCUGCCACUACCUGGGGGACCGGCAUGGUAUAAAUACUUCAUGUGCGGCGUCAGAGGCAUUGAAGAAAAGCUGGGCAGCAAGAAAUUUAGUCCCAUCGGAAUGCGCAUUGCAGUCGACGGAAAUGUUCCUCUGGCCGCUGGUCUGUCCAGUUCCAGUGCCAUGGUUAGCUCCUCUGUGCUGGCCACAGCGCAUGUCCAGGGCAUGCAGCUGGAUCGCAAGGAGCUGGCGUCCAUUUCGGCCAAGUGUGAGCAGUACAUUGGCACCCAUAGCGGAGGCAUGGACCAGGCCAUUGCCUACUUGGGCCGCGAAGGCUGUGCUCAUCACAUCGAAUUCCAUCCAAAGCUCAAUGGCACCCCGGUAACCCUACCGGCAGGCAAGUGCUUUGUGGUGGCCAACAGUUUGGCGCAGAAGAACAAGGCUGCCUCGUCCGACUACAAUGAGCGUGUGGUUGAGUGCCGCCUGGCAACGCGUUGGCUGGCCAGGCACAAGAAUCUAAGCAAUUGGCAGAGCAUCGUCCGGUUCAUUGACCUGGAGGAGGCCUGCGGCAUGGACAAUGAGACGUUUGAGAAUUUAAUUAAAGAGAAGCUGACUAAAUGGGUUUAUACGCGAGCCGAUAUCUGCCAGGAAUGGGGAAUCACAGAGCAGGAGCUGGAGACCAAGUUCCUCACGGCCAACACGCAGCACAUGCAGGAGUUUAAGCUGCGCCAGCGUGCCCUGCAUGUUAUUCAGGAAUCUGGACGCGUGGCCAAGUUCCGUAAGAUUUGUGAGCAGCUAGCGGAACGUAGCAGCGAGGAAGAUGUAAAGAAAUUGGGGCUGCUCAUGCGACAAUCUCACGAGAGUCUGCGCGAGCUCUAUGAAUGCUCCCAUCCAGAUGUGGAGCGUCUGAUUGCCAUAUCCGAAAAGCAGAAUGUCAGCGCUCGCGUUACAGGAGCCGGUUGGGGUGGCUGCAUUGUGGCCAUGUGCGAUUCCCAGGAGGAGGCUGAGGUGUACAUAAAGGCUUUAAAGCGGGACUACUAUGCUCAGUUGCCGCCCCAUCUCUUGGAGCGCCAUCAGCCAAAUGAUUUCAACGAGGUUGUGUUUGCCACACUCCCGGGCAAUGGGGCCGAGCUGUUUGUGCAGUGAUUCAUUGUGUCUCCCUCCUCUACAUCAGCAUCAGCUAUAUCCAGCAAAAUCUUUGUGUAAAAAGCCCUUUUAUGUGGAACUUUAUUAAGUUCCCCCCGGUGUCAAUCCACCCAAUCGAAAUUCAUAUUAAAAAUAAUGUUUUAUCUUUAUG
Molecule: messenger RNA, 1928 nt
Organism: Drosophila obscura
Lineage: Eukaryota; Metazoa; Arthropoda; Insecta; Diptera; Drosophilidae
Gene: Galk
Product: N-acetylgalactosamine kinase
Exons: 7
Coding region: 302-1777 (491 amino acids)
Biological process (GO): galactose metabolic process; carbohydrate phosphorylation
Cellular component (GO): cytosol; cytoplasm
Molecular function (GO): ATP binding; galactokinase activity
Source: RefSeq, a predicted model, not a curated record